GUAAAGAAACUUGCAUGUUUCUUUAAUAUGUAAUAGAUGACGCCAUCCGCCAUCUUGAUUGGAAGAAGAAGUUUGACAAGUGAAAAGUCAUCAUUAUUAAUAAAUUGUUUGAUUGUGAAAUUGUAAAAAGGAAUUGAUAAUUUUAUAAUAAACGUUUAAUGUCGUUUCCUUGUUUUCAGAGAAACACAAUUGUUUAUUUGAAUCAAUUCCAUAUAAAAAGAAAUAUAAUCUUAUAAAACGACAUUGCUAGUUAAAUACAGAAAAAUGGAGAAACUACUAUUUAAAUUUAUACUAAUGGGGUCAACGGAUGGAAAAACAAAUGUCAUAUGCAUAACCUCUAUUGAGACACCAGACGGACGUGUAUUUGAAGUCCCAGAUGAGUUAAGGCCAGUAAGUAAGCACACCGCUAUAUUAUCUUCUAAUGUAUAUACGAAGAUUAAAAAUUCACUAAAAAAAAGACAUCAGUCACGCACAGGCUGGAUCCCUUUAAAUAGUGAUUUGAAGGAAAUAUAUUUGGAUGAAGGUGAGAAUUUACAGUUUGGCGAACAGUAUUUAGAUGAGAUUAAAAGAGAGGCAAUUUCCUCAAACAACAACACUAAUAGCGAUGCACUAGAACAGAAAAACAUAGGAAAAAUUGCUGAUAGAUUUUUGAUGGAAAAAUUUUCAAAUAAAACAAUAAAUGCUGACCAAUGGAUUAGUGAAUUUGAGAGUGAAUGUGGGAGAUUCGAAAUUAUAAACAAUGAAGAGAAAAUUGAGAUUUUAAAACAUCGCCUCGAAAAACAGUGUGUUGAUUGGUAUAGUAGUAUGUUAAUAAAAUUGACAGUGAAUUCCGAAUGGGCAGUAUGGAAAGAUAACUUUUGUGAAACGUUUGGAAAUAAAGGUUGGUCCCAAGUAAAAUAUGCAUUUACAUUUAGAUUUCAAGCUGGAUCUUUACUGGAAUAUGCAACCAAAAAGGAAAGACUGCUAUUAGAGGUAAAUAAGCACAUCGACAUCCAAACAAUGAUGCAUCUUAUUGUGAUGGGAUUACCAGAUUAUAUUGUUGAUAAAAUUGAUAAAGAAACAGUAAAAUCUACUGCAAGCCUUUACAAUGAAAUUGGGAAACAUGAACAUGUAGCGAACAAAAAUAAUAUUAGCAGGUAUAAAAAAUAUACUUACGAUUAUAAAGGCAAGGCAAAUAAAACAAAACCAUGUAGAACUUGUGAAAAUUUAAAUAAAGUUAAAAUAAAAAAUGUCUUGUCCUGCAACACAACCGAGGAUAUCACCCGGGCCAUAAGGAAUCAAAAUAAACACAUGACUGCACACCUGGAGGAAAGGGACCUGGAAAUAACUGAAAAAUAUAGAAGAAAGGCGAGAAACCCUCUGGAGAGCCACGUGGUCCUUCAGGUAACGCCUAAACUUUGGCAAGCGUUAACAUCGGCUGGCAGGAUACACGUGGACCUGCAGAGGACCGAGGUGUGCAGCCAUUGUGGAGGAGCCCACAUGAGGGCUGAUUGCCAGAUGCACAAGGACGGAAAGCCUCCCAGUUGCAUAAACUGUAAAGACGUAAAAGGAAAAACGUGGAGCACGGCGCCUUCAGCCAGAGCUGUCCAACCCGACAGGGGCGAACCUUGA
Molecule: messenger RNA, 1611 nt
Organism: Pieris napi
Lineage: Eukaryota; Metazoa; Arthropoda; Insecta; Lepidoptera; Pieridae
Exons: 5
Coding region: 265-1611 (448 amino acids)
Source: RefSeq, a predicted model, not a curated record